AUGUAAGUAAUCCCAACAGAGCAAUUUGCAGGAACGUUAAAUCAUACUUUUAAGGAACUUAUUAGAAGAUAACUGCAUUCCACUAAAGAAUUUGAUGAUCUCAGUGCUGAAUUUUAGAGACAUACUGAUAAAAUGAAGAUAACUUAAACUUAUUAACCAAUCAUAGAUAUAUUUACAUAAAUUAACAAAUGGAUAAUAGAUAGAUUAGAAAAAGGAUUAUAUUUUACUGAUUCAAUCAUAUCUCAAAAAAAGAGUUAUGAUACUAUUACGUAAUAAGAAAGAAGUGUUUGUUUAGAAAUCUGUAAAUUAGAUUUAAAUCGCUUAAAUAGUGUAAAACAGUGUUUCUUUCAUUAUUAAUAAUAGUAAUUUAUAGAUAAUAUUUAAUAGUCUAAAAAAGGAAUGGCAAAGAGACUUUGUUGAAUAUUAAUUAUUGUAUUUAACAUGUCAAGAAUAUUAAUUAGAUUAUCCUUAAUUAUUAGCUGCAAUAUAGAAAUUAGAGGAUAAGAAUAAUUUAUUAUUAGAUCUUUUUAAAUCACAUAACAAAGAAAGAGGUUUCCUCUAUUAAUUUUAUUUAAAAUAUGCAAAAUUAAGAGUGCAGUAUUUUGAAGCUACAAAAUACAAUGGCGAAUAAUUAAGGAAAAUGGCUGUAAUAAUUCAAAGAAAUAGUAAUGGUGUGGUUAACAUGAUUUAAAAUGAUUAAACUCUUUAGCAUGAGUAACUUUUAUUAGAAUUGUAAAAGUCAAUUAAUUUUCAUGUUGAAAUUCAUUAAGAAAUUUUAGAUAUCUUAAAUUAGCUUAUUAAAUUUGCAGAAUAAUCAAAUGAUAGUUUAAAAUCUAAAUAUACAAAAUAUAUGUAGUUAGUUUUGGAAAUGCAAUCAACCUCAAAUUAAUCUCAUUAUCAUGAUUGUAAUAUUAAAAUAAAAAUAGUUCCAUAGAUUUAAUGCAAUAAAUGAGUCUAACUUUAUCAGGAAUGGUACAAUCCAAUAUUGUUAGAGAUAGAUGCUUUAAUAAUUUUAUCGUUGAUUUAAGCGAACUCAUUUAUUUUAGAAUAAACAAUUUGAAUUGCAAAGCAAAUGAAAACUUAAAAGAAGCUGUAUAAUAAUAUAAUAAAAGUAAUUAUAAUAUCAUUUACUAAAGAUUAAUAAGUUCAUCAUUAAAUAAGAGGAGAGUAAUAAUGGAAUGAUAUGUUAAUGAAGUAAAAGGAAACUUAUGAAAAAUAAAUGAAAGAAUAUUCAAAUGUUUUAUAAUUUAGAAAGUAGAGUUAUUUAAAGGAUUAAAGCAGAUUUUGCAAUAACCCUAAAGUUAUUAAUUUGUCCUCUUUAGAUUUACCAUUAACAGCCAAAGAAUUUUUCAAAUUGUUUCUUAGCAGUGAUGAAUAAAACUUUUUUGCUUAAUUCAAAACUAAUGUAAUGAAAGAAAUUUAAGUCAAAUACACAUAAUAUGAACCUGCUCCACCAAGUUUCUUUCUCCAUGAAGAAAAUUAUGAUAUUAAAGAGUUGAUUGAUUAAUGUUGUGCUAGCAAAAGAGUUAUUACUUACAAAUAACCUAACCGAGAUAAAUUAAAAUUAUUUGGUCCAGAAUUUGUUAAUUGCAAAUGCGAAUAAUUUGUUUAUUUUAUUAGUGAUGCUGAAAUUAUGGUUGAACAAGAGGUUUUCACUGAUGCAAAUCAAUAUUGCUCUCUCAGAAAAUAUUUACAUAUUAUUCAAACUAAUAAUAACGAAUGCACUCUUCAGUAAAUUAUCUUUAUUUAUCUAUUUAGUUAUGGUUAUUACAAACAUGAACUCAAGUUUAAUGUAUUUGGAAUACUAGAUAUAUUUUCCAAUUAAGAAGAAAAGGAUAUUUAUGAAUAAUAAUUAUAACCUGCCAUGGUGAAAUGUGUCUAAUAAUAUUUACAAAACAAGGAAACUCUUAAAGAAGAGAGGAAAAAACAAUUUAUUCUCAAUAACAAUAUAGAUUAUAUGCUUAAUUAAUAAAGUGAAAUCAAUCCAUAACCAUUUUAACCCAAUAUCCCAUUUAUCAAAUAAGCUAAUUAAUUAGCAUCCAAUAAAUGGACUAUGGCCAAUAUGUUAAGUUAGGAAAGUCUUAUGAAAUUAAUAUUUUUGUUACUCCUCUUGAAUUUUUUCAAACCCUAAGCAGUUUGA
Paramecium sonneborni is the source of this 2140-nucleotide messenger RNA. The record is from the annotation of a GenBank genome assembly. Lineage: Eukaryota; Ciliophora; Oligohymenophorea; Peniculida; Parameciidae.